Messenger RNA from Onychostruthus taczanowskii (white-rumped snowfinch), 1455 nucleotides. RefSeq names its product vasodilator-stimulated phosphoprotein-like. Lineage: Eukaryota; Metazoa; Chordata; Aves; Passeriformes; Passeridae. The coding region runs from base 804 to 1391 and encodes 195 amino acids. The record is from RefSeq and is a predicted model, not a curated record. The transcript has a single exon.
UUCAUUAUUAACAUACUCUAUGGCACAUUCUGAUCUUUAAAUAAUCACACCUUAUUCCAUCUGGCCUCUAGCAAUAUGUUUUUUGAUAUUACUCUCAUUAUGAUGAAAGCAGACCAGCUGAUUACAUCCACCUCACAAGAACUCCACAGCUUAGUUUACACAUCCAGAAACUCUGUAAAAUUUCUGAAGAAAGGCAGGCCAGCUACUGUAAUAUUGCCAGGUGUCAACUUGAAUGGAAGAAAGUUGAGCCUGGCCCUUCUUUUCUUAGCCCUUAAAGCCACUGUCCAAGUUAAGUAUUGUGCAGGUGUCAAGUAAGUUUACAUUAUAAAACCUUGCAACUGCACUAAUAAAUACAUCUGCCAUUUUUCCUUCCAAAGCCUUCCCCUACUAUCAGUGAGGAUGAAGCCUUGCAGUACUCACUCACAACAAACCUUGUGAUCUUUGAAUAUGCAGAGGCUUGAAGUUGAAGUUAUUUCUCAACUGCAGCUGGAAGUCUCAGGUUCCUAAAGAGAAAAACAGCCCAGUACCAGAGGCAAGGCCUAAACCCUGAAUUAGCACACUUACUGCACUGUGUCACAGCAGGGCUUGGUGGCAUAGAUUUUUGCUAGAAGCAUGGAGACUUUUAUCAAACUCAAGCUCCCAGAUUCUGUUACAGACUUAGAAGAAAGCACAGCGAGGCACAGCAUCGAGCACGUUCACAUACCCAGCACCACCGGCUCAGCUGCACCGAGCACCAGUUAGUUUCACAUUUAUGCCGGCAGCCAGGCCGGCCUGACUGCACUGAAAUAACCCUCAGUACCCAGAUGUUGCGCUAUUUUUACCCUGGAAAAGAAAGAAAGGACACCCAACAAAACUUCAGGGCGGGAGGCCACGACAGCACAGACUUUAUUCCGAGGCUGCAGCGCAGGUUUCGGCGCUCGGCAGCGCCCGGGCUCGCCAUCCCCGCAGUGACGUGUCCACCUGAGGCUCCGGGGCCGCCGCCGCCGCCGGAGACAAAGUUCUGUAGUGCACUGACUGCUAUCGUACCCAGAGUCGGAGUGUCACAGAACUUUGCUUCCGGAGGCUCCAGUCCUCCGCCGGUACCGGCGCCGGGGCCGCCCGCCAGCACAAGUUUCCCUGCCUGGGAAGGGAAGGCGCACACGGUUAGAGGUGGGGAAGGGAGCCCCCUCCUCCUCCGCGGCUCGGCGGGAGACCCGCUGCCCGAGGAAGAGGGAGAAGGAGGCGAAGACAUUUUUUUUCUUAUUUUUUUUUUAAUAAAUACCCAAAAUGCAUCCCCCCAACACACACCUCCCCCCAGCCCGGAGCUAACGGGCCGCCCUGCGAAAGCCGCGGCCGAGCAGCUGCCCGGAGCGCUGCCGCUGCAGCCAGCGGGAGCUGCCGCUUGCCGCUGACAGCCCCGGCGCCGCGGCCCUGCGGGACCCCGGGCAGCGCCGGGCAUCCCCCCGCGGCCCCGCA